CGAGAUUGUUGGUUCACCAGCAGGACGCACUGCGGACACAUUAGCGGACUUGGAGAAGGUUUCCAGUGAUGAGAUUAGGGUUGAAAAUGAAGACGUGCGAUGAGCUUCUCCACAUUGACGUCCACGUGGAUGAAAGUGAAGCCCACACCUCCGUCCUGGACCUCCUGAGAAUGCUGAGACCUCACUGGAGGCCACAAGACAUCCGCAUGAAGACGUUCACCGAGGGCAUCACCAACCGGCUGCUGGGCUGCUCCGUGGACGAGUCCGACUGCGUGCUGGUACGAGUCUACGGCCAACAGACCGAGCUCUUUGUGGACCGCCAGCGGGAGGUGGAAAUGUUCCGCCUCCUCCACGCUCACGGCCGCGGCCCGCAGAUCUACUGCAGCUUCCGCAACGGCAUCUGCUACCAGUUUGUCCCCGGAGACGUGCUGGAGGACAGGCUGCUCUGCCAGCCCUCCAUAUACAAAUUGAUCGCAGCGGAGAUGGCGAGAAUCCACUCCAUCUGUCCACCGAACGCUCACCCCCCCGAGCGUCUGCUGUGGACCAAGAUGUCUAAUUUUCUCACGCUCUUAGAGGAUAGUGGCAAACUCAGCGGGCCAAGUUCGUCGUCCGGCCCGCAGUUGCCCAGCUUGGCGAUGUUGUCGGCAGAGGCGGAGUCACUGGAGCGCCACCUCUCGCCGUUGGGUUCGCCCACCGUGUUGUGUCACAACGACCUCCUGACCAAGAACAUCAUCCACGACCGCGAGCAGGGAAGGGUGAGCUUCAUCGACUACGAGUAUGCCGAGUACAACUACCAGGCCUUCGAUAUUGGCAAUCACUUCAAUGAAUUUGCUGGUGUCCAGGACAUCGACUACAGCCGUUGGCCGAGCCGCCGCCUGCAGAGCGACUGGCUGGAGGCCUACUUGUUGACCUACAAACACUGCACGGGGCAAGACGUCAGCGUCACCCGGGAUGAGGUGACACGACUCUACGUGCAAGUCUGCAAGUUCUCAUUGGCAUCCAACUUCUUCUGGGGUUUGUGGGCAAUUCUCCAGUCUCACUACUCCUCGAUUGAUUUUGACUUCCACAGGUAUGCCAUGGCGCGACUCAACCGCUACUUUGAGAAGAAAGAAGAAUAUUUUUUAAUGAAAUGAAUUAACAAGAGAGCAGCACGGUGGUGUAACCGUUGUAACCUGGGAAUGUACAGAAAGGUGUAACGACAUUAAAUACUUGGAUAAGUAACACUCUUUGGCCAUGAAUAUAAAACAUCCAGUAAAAACAAAAAAAAAUUAAAAAAAGAAAAGACGAAUGCAUCGAAGUGAGCAUCAUUUUUACAUCACGGUUCCAAAUGAGUUUGUUGAAGCAGACCGUAAACCCCUCAACUGAAAAUUGAUAAAUGGAAAGAUGAUGUCCAAAGAGGCCAACGGGAUCCAUUCCAAAUGAAACUCACAACUCAUCGUCAUUUAACGACGUUCAUUAACGAGUGUCGCCGUGAUGAUGCCUGCUUAGUUGGUUCAACCGUUUUGUCAACGCAGACUAUGCACCCCUCCCCGA
Hippocampus comes (tiger tail seahorse) is the source of this 1533-nucleotide messenger RNA. RefSeq names its product ethanolamine kinase 1. Gene Ontology annotation, biological process: phosphatidylethanolamine biosynthetic process. The coding region runs from base 69 to 1133 and encodes 354 amino acids. Gene Ontology annotation, molecular function: ethanolamine kinase activity. The transcript is spliced from 8 exons. Gene Ontology annotation, cellular component: cytoplasm. The record is from RefSeq and is a predicted model, not a curated record. Lineage: Eukaryota; Metazoa; Chordata; Actinopteri; Syngnathiformes; Syngnathidae.